Lagopus muta (rock ptarmigan) is the source of this 998-nucleotide messenger RNA. RefSeq lists its product as uncharacterized. Lineage: Eukaryota; Metazoa; Chordata; Aves; Galliformes; Phasianidae. The coding region runs from base 110 to 946 and encodes 278 amino acids. The record is from RefSeq and is a predicted model, not a curated record. The transcript is spliced from 2 exons.
GCAGGGUCCCGGACUCCAGCCAGCCAGCCAAGGCAGCCAGGCAGGGGCCCGGACUCCAGCCACCAGCCAAGCUAGGCAGGCAGGAGCCAGGACUCCAGUCAGCAAGCCAAUGCAGGCAGGCAGGAGCCAGGACUCCAGCCAGGUAGCCAAGGCAGGCAGGCAGGAGCCAGGACUCCAGCCAGCCAGCCAAGGCAGGCAGGCAGGGGCCCGGACUCCAGCCAGCCAGCCAAGGCAGGCAGGCAGGGGCCAGGACUCCAGUCAGCAAGCCAAGGCAGGCAGGCAGGAGCCAGGACUCCAGUCAGCAAGCCAAGGCAGGCAGGCAGGAGCCAGGACUCCAGCCAGCCAGCCAAGGCAGGCAGGCAGGAGCCAGGAUUCCAGCCAGCAAGCCAAGGCAGGCAAGCAAGGACCACGACUACAGGCUGCCAGCCAAGGCAGGCAGGCAGUGGCCAGGAAUCCAGCCAGCCGGACAUGGCAGGCAGGCAAGAGCCAGGACUCCAGCCAUCCAGUCAAGGCAGGCAGGCAGGAGCCAGGACUCAAGCCACCUAGCCAAGGCAGGCAGGCAGGAGCCAGGACUCCAGUCAGCAAGUCAAUGCAGGCAGGCAACAGCCAUGACUCCAGCCAGGUAGCCAAGGCAGCCAGGCAGGAGCCAGGACUCCAGCCAGGUAGCCGAGGCAGGCAGCCAGGAGCCAGGACUCCAGAAAGCCAGCCAAGGCAGGCAGGCAGGGGCCCGGCAUCCAGCCAGCCAGCCAAGGCUGGCAGGCAGGGGCCAGGACUCCAGCCACCCAGCCAAGGCAGGCAGGCAGGAGCCAGGACUCCAGACAGCAAUCCAAGGCAGGCAGGCAGGGGCCCGGACUCCAGCCAGUCAGCCAAGGUAGGCAGGCAGGGGCCAGGACUCCAGUCAGCCAGCCAAGGCAGGCAAGGAGGGGCCAGGACUACAGCCAGCUAGCAAAGGCAGGCAGGCAGGAGCCAGGACUCCAGCCAGCCAGCCAAGGCAGGCA